Messenger RNA from Phyllopteryx taeniolatus (common seadragon), 3084 nucleotides. RefSeq names its product mitochondrial rRNA methyltransferase 2 (gene mrm2). The record is from RefSeq and is a predicted model, not a curated record. The transcript is spliced from 2 exons. Gene Ontology annotation, biological process: RNA methylation. Gene Ontology annotation, cellular component: mitochondrion. NCBI's taxonomy places the organism in Eukaryota, Metazoa, Chordata, Actinopteri, Syngnathiformes, Syngnathidae. Gene Ontology annotation, molecular function: rRNA (uridine-2'-O-ribose)-methyltransferase activity. Bases 131 to 874 code for a protein of 247 amino acids.
AUAAAGCAGGCAAAUUGUCCUUUUCAAUCAAAUAAAUACAACUGUUGUCUUGGGAACAACUCUGUCGUUGAGUCGUUUUAAGGGACAUAUUUCGACGAUGGACGCUAUAUUGACGCACGCGCAGUGAAUCAUGCUUCCUGUUACUCUCCCUUCCCUUCAAAUCAUGUUUAGUCUUCUACGCCGGAGAUUUUUCCAUUCGUCGAGUCGUCUACCGAAGAAGAAACGCAUCGCGGAGCAGAGGUGGCUCGCCCGGCAGUCAAGCGAUCCUUACGUCAAAGCUUCGCACGCCCUAAACUUUCGUUGCCGGAGCGCCUUCAAGCUGCUGGAAAUCGACGACAAGUUCCGCCUCCUGCAGCCGGGAUGCGGCGUUGUGGACUGCGGUGCGGCGCCCGGAGCCUGGAGCCAGGUGGCCGUGCACCGGGUCAACUCAGCGGGGACCGAGUCAACAUUACGCCGGGGUGCCGUCGUCGGUAUUGACCUGCUAAACAUACCGCCUCUGGACGGCGCCCACUUCCUGUCCAGCCACGAUGUCGCCGACCCCGCCACACACGCCAAGCUGCCCGACCUCCUUCCCGGCGGCCGGGCUCACGUCCUCCUGAGCGACAUGGCGCCCAACGCCAGCGGCUUCCGGGACCUGGACCACGAGAGACUGGUCGGCUUGUGCUCGUCUCUGCUGGACUUGGCCGAGAAGAUUUUGCGCCCCGGAGGGUCUCUCCUGUGCAAAUAUUGGGACGGCGCUCUGGCCUGUCAGCUCCAGGACAAACUCUGUCUCGUGUUUGGGAGCGUUCAGAGUUUAAAGCCGAAUGCGAGCCGGAAAGACUCUGCUGAGAGGUAUUUCCUUGCCAGAAAUUACAGGAAACCUGUCAAGGGAUAGACUUUAUUACCUAUAUUUUAUAUAUAUAUUUUCUUUGUGAGUUUCUGCAUAUAUUUUCUUGUGUGCAACUUAAUGGCUACAACCUGAAUUUUUGUAUCCAUGUGUCCAAAUCUGAGGGAAUUCAAGUGUGCUUGGUUUUUACAAUCACAAACUCCAUGUCAUCCAGAUCUGGUCCAGAUUUGACCAUAAUUGAAGUCUUCCAGCAAAAAUUAAAUUGAACAUGUUUUUGACUUUUUUACUCUGUCUGUCAAAUCACAUCAGAUCAGCUUGUCAUUUGUGGUUUUUUGUAAGGUUUUUUGUUGGUAAACAAGACAAGAUCGACACAGUUUGCAUCCCCGUUAGUAGAACCGUGCAAUUCCUCCUGGUCAAUCAGCAAAUAAUGAGAAAUUAAUCUCUUCUAAUUAAUAUAAAAGAAAAGUGUGUCGUGAGUUUUUUUUUUUUUUGUAAUUCUUAGAAAUAUAAUGACAUAACAUAUUGUGAAAUGGUUACUGAAGUAAAAACUCUUUUGUAAUCAGUGUAUUUUACCCCAUGAAUCAGGUUAAAGCUACUGUCUGUAAGCCAUAUAUACAGUAUAUGCAUUAUAUAUUUAUUACAAUUCAUUUUAUGGGUUAACAUUUUCAUUUCAUUUAGUAUUUUGUUCCCCCCCUGGAGAAGAGUACAAUAGCCCUCUAAGUUAUUGAUAUGGUGCGUUUAUGGCUUGGUAGGGGUCUGAAUUUUGUAAAACAAACAGAGCCUGCUUGAUAGUUCAAUAGCUUGAAACAUUUGAGAGUUUGCCACCUAUUAGAAAAAUAAAUAAAAAUACAGUAAUAAUUAAUGAAAUUUAACAAAAACAAAAAUUUGGGGGGAAAGGCUGAUUUAAACGUUGCUUUUGAGGAACAUGUAGGUGCACUUUGCCACUGUAUUCAGUAGGUGGCACUGUUGAGGCAGCAAUGAGGCUGUGUUCCACCCUGUUGUAGUGCAUCCCUGGAAACCAAACAGUGUUGCACCACUGACUUAGUAAUAUGUAAAGCUUUACAAGAAAUAUAUGCCUGGAGAGCUCCACGGAGCCCUCAGAGUUAGCCCACAGUGUUUGUCCUACACACUCACUUUUGCUGUUUGUGUGCCGACGGGGAGGGUGGAAGGGGAAAGACAUUUACCGGCACCGCUCAUGCUAAUAAUUAGCACCGGCGGCCAUGUAGAAAUAUCCCACUCUGUCAUUGAGAACGAAUGAUGAGGAACCCUCACAUAUUGCAUGACUAAUAGGAAGGAAGGAGCGCAGCGGAGGACCUCGGCACACAGAGAGUGUCGCUGCUCUCAGCCAAAAAGGGAAAAUAUUAGCAGUCCAGCGCACACUUUGCCUUGAGACACUGCACAACUACUUGGAAGUCAUUCUCGUGGAGUCUCUCAUUUUUGGAUUCUUUUUGGAAAACAUAUUUUCCCCAUUGGGGGGAAAAAAAUGCAAAUGAUCUGUUCCAGGGUCAAAACUGUCACAAUUUCAAAUUUCUAUCUGUCAUACAAGUGUAAAAAGAAGUUAACUGAAACAAACAUUACCAGCAAGUAAGGUGACGCUGUACCAAAGUAUUUGGCCGCCAUUGGGGCCAUACUGGGACUGUGUCAUAGAACCGUAAAAAGUCAGCAACCACUGUAAAAUGAAAACCCAUAAAACACAAAUGGUGCAUAAGGUAUUAUAUACCAUAAAUAAUGUGGGUAUGAUGCAGUUAAAGUGUGUGUGUUCCACGUUCCAAAAUAUUGGGAUGCUACUGGAGUCUUAAUUUUGACAGUAUCAUACAAGUUAAGAAGUUCACCACUGAAACAAAUGCAAAUGCUUCCAGGGUUGGUCGCGCGACAUACGGAAUCAUUGCUGGGAAAUUAACGUCACACCUACCUCCACGUGACCAAACGCAGAAGGGAAGCGAAGCGUACACUGGGUAUCUGUGAACCUGGUGUUAGCAGACUCCCUGUGUACGUUACGGUUGCUGACAUGAUAGUUUGAGCCUGAACUCGAUAUAAUGUUGUUCAAACUAUCCUAUCAGCAACCCGAAGCAUAGAAAGAAAGUCUGCGAACGGUAUUGAUGUGUGCCUUUAAGUGGGGCGUGGCCUAGUAUGUGAUGUCAGGAGCUCAGGUUGCCCGUUUUCCAUGCGGUCACAUUACAUUUGCUCCUUGCGAGUGUUUUCAUUUUGGAGUUGUGUGUUUGGUUGCUUGACCCAUUCAAUAAAUGGGUCAAAUUCUG